AUGACCCGAGGGGAGGUGAUGGGGCAGCAAACCCUCAUCCCAGCCCCUCUGCCCUUGCCCGGGCCCUGUUUGCAGGGACUAACCUGCCCCAUCUGCCCCCUCCCCAGCGUGUCCCUGCCCCACCACAGAGACAUCAUUCGCAACUGUGCCGUCAGCGUGGACCAGAUCCAAGACCUGCACUCCCCGAUGUCCCCCAUCUCCGAGAACCCAGCGUCACCCGCCUACAGCACGGUUACACGGCUAAAGCCGCAUGCCUGCCAAGCAGCCGGGAUUGCCCCGGCCUCUCCAGUCAUAAGAAGGUCCAGCGAGCCCCAGCUGUGCCCGGGGAGCAACAGCAAACCUCUGCCAGACCCUGCCCACAGCACCCACUCGACUCCCUGCCACGGGUAUGCCCGUGCCUCCCCCUCUCCCUCCGUGAACAGCUACAGCGACCCGGACACGGGGCAUUACUGCCAGCUCCACCCCACCUCGCCCAUCAGCAGAGACCGGCCAGCUCAUGACACCAAGGCUGCCAACAAAGAGCUACGUAGAGAGGCUAAAGGUGGAGGAAGGACAGAGAGGGACUGUGGAGAACGGCUCUGGGGAACAGAGGCAGGGCAGAGGGUGAAAGGAGAGCUGGACUUCAUGGGCUUUGUGCCCCCCACCAUGGAGACAACCUCCUCCUUCAACCCUGCGGCCUUCCAGUCCCUGCUCAUCCCCCUGGAGAACAAACCCCUAGAGAUGGCUGUGCUCAAGAAGGUCAAAGAGCUGCUGGCAGAGGUGGACGUGAAGACGCUGGCCAAACACAUCACCAAAGUGGACUGCCUGGUCGCCCGGAUAUUGGGUGUGACGGUGGAGAUGCAGCGGCUCAUGGGGGUGAGCUCCGGCAUGGAGCUGCUCACCCUGCCCCACGGCCACCAGCUCCGCCUUGACCUGCUGGAACGGUUCCACACCAUGUCUAUCAUGAUCGCCGUGGACAUCCUGGGCUGCACGGGCAGCACGGAGGAGCGGGCAGCCCUGCUCCACAAAACCAUCCAGCUGGCCGCCGAGCUGAAGAGCACCAUGGGGAACAUGUUCAGUUUUGCGGCUGUGAUGAACGCCCUGGAAAUGACACAGAUCGCCCGGCUGGAGCAGACCUGGAUGGUGCUGCGGCAGCGGCACACGGAGGGCGCGAUCCUCUAUGAGAAGAAGCUCAAACCGUUCCUGAAGAGCCUGAACGAAGGGAAAGAAGGGCCGCCGCUGACCAACACCACCUUUCCCCACAUCGUGCCCCUUGUGACGCUCCUGGAGCGGGAUGAGGCUCUCACGGACAGCCCCGAGCCCUGGGAGACCACCGACAACGGCGUGGAGGUGGUGAUGGCCCACCUGGAGGCGGCGCGCAUGGUGGCCCACCACGGCGGGCUCUACCACACCAACGCUGAGGUGAAGCUGCAGGGUUUCCAGGGCAGAGCAGAGCUGCUGGAGGUCUUCAGCACCGAGUUCCAGCUGCGGCUGCUCUGGGGCAGCCGCGGGGCCGAGAGCAGCCAGGCCGAGCGCUACGAGAAGUUCGACAAGGUCCUCACCGCCCUGUCCCACAAGCUGGAGCCGGCGGUGCGCUUCAGCGAGCUGUAACCCCGCCGGGCGCUGGGAGACCCCCCAGCUCGCCCCCCCAGCGGCUGUGGGGUAAGGGAUGGGGCCAGGCACCCAGCACCAGGAGGAGGACAGAUGGCCCAGAAAGGCGCUGGGGCACAGAUCAGCGAUUUUGAGACAAAGAGGAGGAAAAGCAGCCACCUCCCAUCUACCAUUGCCCCUCCUCGGGACAUGACAGGCCAGGGGGUCCGCACCGCUGCCCCGAGAGCAGCGUGUCUGGGCAGGCCAGCACCGGUGUCCACCAUCCAGCCCCACUGAGGUCCAUGGCUACACAGUGCCCCUCACCUCACCCUUCGGUUUCGUUUCUUUUCCAUCUCCGUCUUGCCCACGGCUGUGGGAUCCCGCUUGUAAAUACAUUUUCACCAUCACUUCUCGAUGUACAGACUUGUGAAGGACGGUUCUUGUUGUAAAUAAUUAGGCUCAUUCGUUUUGUCUUGUAAAUACGUGUACAGAUCUCAUGGGUUUGGUUCGUACAUACAAUAAACUUUUAUGCUGUUCCUCAAGGG
Molecule: messenger RNA, 2114 nt
Organism: Gymnogyps californianus (California condor)
Lineage: Eukaryota; Metazoa; Chordata; Aves; Accipitriformes; Cathartidae
Gene: SH2D3C
Product: SH2 domain containing 3C
Biological process (GO): small GTPase-mediated signal transduction; positive regulation of peptidyl-serine phosphorylation
Molecular function (GO): guanyl-nucleotide exchange factor activity
Source: RefSeq, a predicted model, not a curated record